AUGGCCAACGAAGACAAUUCCUGGAAGCGCCCGGAGGAGGAUGAGGAAGACCAGGAAAUCGAUGAGACAAGCUACAAAGCGCAAAAGGAUGCAAUCUUGAUCGCUAUCGAUGUUAGCACAUCUAUCCUACAACCUCCGCCAGCAUCAGACUCUAAGAAAGCGGACCGAGACAGUCCGGUCCAAGCAGCGCUGAAAUGUGCCUACCAUCUCAUGGAGCAGCGCAUCAUUUCAAACCCAAAAGACAUGAUGGGCAUUUUGCUAUUCGGCACCGAAAAAUCCAAAUUCCAUGACGAUGGCGACGGUAGUAGCGGCUUAGGGUAUCCUCAUUGCUAUCUCUUCACUGACCUGGAUAUACCUGCGGCCGAGGACGUGAAGGCACUGAAGGCUCUUGUGGAGGAAGGGGAGGACGAGGACGAAGUCUUGAAACCAUCGGAGGAACAGGUCUCCAUGUCAAACGUGCUGUUUUGCGCGAACCAGAUCUUCACCACUAAAGCAGCUAACUUUGGAAGUCGUCGUUUGUUCAUCGUGACGGACAACGACAACCCACACUCCUCAAGUAAAGAUGCCCGCCAAGCAGCUGCAGUGCGAGCCAAAGAUUUGUACGACUUGGGUGUCACUAUCGAUCUUUUCCCCAUCACUCGUGGAGGUAACACGUUUCGCAUCGAGAAGUUCUACGAUGACAUUAUCUACCAAGACCCUCUCGCGGGCGAAGCCAACAUGUCAGAGGUUCGGUCUUCCAAAUCAGGAGACGGACUGACGCUCUUGAACUCCCUCAUUUCCAAUAUCAACUCAAAACAAACCGCCAAGAGAUCUCUUUUCUCCAAUCUCCCAUUCGAGAUUGCGCCCGGACUGCGAAUCUCCGUCAAGGGGUACAAUGUACUUCACCGACAGACACCCGCGCGCACCUGCUACAUCUGGCUGGACGGCGAAAAGCCACAGAUUGCGGUGGGUGAAACGACGAGGGUGGCCGAGGACAGCGCUCGCACAGUGGGAAAGACCGAUAUCAAAAAAGCAUACAAGUUCGGUGGCGAGUACGUAUGCUUUAGCCCCGAAGAACAGAAGAAGCUGCGAGAUUUCGGCUCGCCUGUCAUCCGCAUCAUCGGUUUCAAGCCACGGAGUACCAUUCCUUUGUGGGCUAGCGUCAAGAAGAGUACGUUCAUCUUCCCAAGCGAGGAGGACUAUGUCGGCUCGACGCGUGUGUAUACCGCACUGUGGCAGAAGCUCCUGAAAGACGACAAAGUCGGCGUUGCCUGGUGCAUCACGCGGGCCAAUGCGCAACCAAUCUUGGCAGCAAUCAUGCCGUCAAGGGAGCAGGCGGAUGACGACUGCGGAACGCCCUACCUGCCGUCAGGCCUUUGGAUAUAUCCGCUGCCCUUUGCCGAUGAUUUGAGGGGCAUCAAGGAAUCAGACGGGUUUGCGCGGAGCUCAGACGAGCUACAGACACAAAUGCGCGUCAUCGUGCAGCAACUGCAGCUGCCGAAAGCGAUGUACAACCCGACCAAGUAUCCCAACCCGGCACUGCAGUGGCACUACAAGAUCUUGCAAGCCCUUGCCUUGGAGGAGGAGGUCCCCGAGAAGGCUGAGGAUGCGACAGAGCCCAAGUACAAGGCAAUCAGCAAACGAGCCGGGGGCUAUUUAGAGGAAUGGCAAGAGACGUUGGAGCGAGAUGCCAAGAAUGCGCAGGCAACCAGAGCUGUGAAGCGUGAAGCAGACAGCGAAUUGCCUGAACGCCCAGCGUCCAAGAAGGCCCGCGGUGGUCCAGAUAAACCCUCGACGUCUGGGUUGACCCUCCCCCAGCUAAAAUCCGCAGUGGAGAGCGGCGGCAUUGUCAAGAUGACUGUCGCCCAGUUAAAAGACAUUUUAGAGGCAAAGGGGUUGAGCACCUCGGGUAGGAAGCUGGAUCUCGUGGAGAGAGUGGAACAAUGGCAGCCGAACGCCUUAACCACUCGGCCAUCAAGCGAGGGAAGCACACCCAAGAGGAAGGCGCUAUGCGCCACGCCGCCUGCCCCCCCAAUCACUCCACAACACCGCCUGGUCGCGUCCACCGACGAUUGCAGUCGCCUUUGUGAGCCAUUCACGCCAGCGGGAACCUCGUCGCGCCGAUCGACUCAGUCACCUGGACAGGAGCCUGGGUCCGCGAGGUAUCUCGAGGGUCUGUUGCGUCGGGCGAGACGCGCAGUCCAGCUCGGAGCUGACGCGCGAACACCACGCAGUUCUUCUGGAGUCGAGUCGCCGUCGCCGGUGAAAAUGGCAGACUUUUUGGCUAGUUUCGGAGUCAGCACCGACACGAGCGCCAAACCUUCCAAGAAGAAACAAUGCGCGUCGGCCGACGAGCUUGCCGACAAGCUGCAAGCGAUUCUUGACGAGAACACGAACGAGACCCGAGCAGACCACGUCACCUCGAAUUUGGAGCUCAGCAGCUCGGCGCAAUUCGAUUUGAGUCUGACAGAGAGCGAAAACGAUGCGUUGGAGGGUCUAAACAGCGUCGAUCCAUCGUUGGGAGGCGUGCGCUCAGCUACCCUGUCUGCAGACCCGACUGGGGGAACCACGACGCGCCUAGUGCAAGCAAGCGAAACGAUCAUGAAUCAAUCCGACAACCCGGUGUUGCAGCGGGCGGUAGCGAAGCACAUAAUCGGAGCUCUCAGUUCACGCGAUCACAGCACUUGGAUGUUGCGAGAUCUUUCGAGGGGCUCAAGCGGCUGGACAUUCAGUUACAUCUGCAAAGCUUCACUCCAGCACUGGACCCGACAGAAUGCGAAGAAUCCUACAACGGCUGUCAUUGGAGACUGUACCCUGCGCGAACCCGACCCAGUCCUGAUGAGCCGUCCUGCGUUUGACUGCCGCGGCUCGAUCACGAUAGCUUUCAAUCGGAACAAUGGAUGCAUCAGUGUGAAGUACGACCAUACGCUCCUCCACAAGACUGUGGAAGAGCUCAGCAAGGUCUACCCGACCCCCGAGAGAGUGUUUGGACCUGGCUACGAGCGUCAGCAACAGCAAAAGCUUCAAGCUAAGGAACAGAAGAAGAAGCUGAAGCAAAAGACACCGAGGGAGCCAAGGGGCGAGGGCCAGGAGACACGACGGAAGAAGAAGCGUGGUGCUCCAGCCGAGGGAGAGGCUGGUGCCGACGGCGAGCGGCCUAAGAAGCGUCACAAGAAGAAGAAGAAGAAGAAGAAGAAGAAGGCUGCUGAGGAGUCUGCGGCAGGCCCAGCCGGAGAAGCCGUCAUGCCGCCAGACUAUCCUGGGGCGCAGAUGCCGAACGAGCAAGGCGACCAGAACUGGGGUAGCUAUGCGCAGUCUUCACAAGCAGCACCGCCUGCGCCAGCGACAGGCUUGUUGCCAUUCAACAUAUCCCCUGAGGAAGCUGCGCGACGGUUGGCCAUUGCUAGGAAGCUUUUGUCGGAUCAUGGUGUCAAUCCUGACUCGCUGUCAGUUGACCAGAUGAACAUCUUUAGUAACCAAUCGCCAGCCUUACAACAGGACUCUGUGCAGAUGCUGGCAAAGUAUGGUGCAGAAAGGUUGCAGAUCAUUCACCCAAGCAACAAGGACAAGCCGUCUUCAGACGGCAGCACUGAGCAGGCGCAGCAGGCCACACCCAGUGGACCAACGACCAGCAAAGAGCUGGCCCCUGAUGCCAAAACCACAAAGAGCGGCCGCAAGAGCAAACCGACACCCAAGGCAGCUAAUGGCGACCAGACUACGGUGCACGGAUCUAACGAGACGCCUUCAAAGUCCCAGAGAAAAUUGGGCAAGUCGAGACUAUCGUGCCUUUCUUGCAAGACCCGGAGAGUCAAAUGCCCCAAGGAGCGGCCGAGCUGCUCAGAGUGUCUAUCAGAGGGACAGCCAUGCGAAUAUCCACCUCAGAAGCCGGUCUCCAGAAAAUCAGGACCCGUGAUCACCAUCGAGGAAGGAGAAGACGAGGAUGACGAAGAAGACGAGGAGGGGGGCGAUGAGACUAAUAUUGCCGAGCACGCUGGCACUGAUGGGAGCCGUCAACAAGGCGACGCUUCACAUGCUGCGGUCGCGGCAGCUGAUGCGUCUUCUUACAACCAAAUGCCAGUAGCUGAUAUGUUGACGCCGAGCGUGGAUCGUCAUCACGGCCACGACCAGCAGGGUUAUUUUGAUUCUGGGGCGAACUUGAACAUGGCACAGAGUGCUAAUCCCACCUUGCCUGAAUCAUCAUUGAACACCACCUCAGGCAACGUGAUGGCUUCUGCAAAGACGGCGUCGCCAGGGAAGGGCCGUCACCGUCUCAAGACAUCUGCUGGCAGCUCCUCCCGACAAAGCUUGCCGCAAGGCUCGGGCGGCCAUGGGGCAGCAGCUGUUGGCAGCGGUUCAAAUUGGAUGGCUGGGAACAACGCGGCCACUGGUAACAACAGCAACAACAAGAACAAUAACAACAGCACAAUGUCACCAAGUCUGGCGCAGCAAGCCAUGGGAGGACAGCAACAAGCCAGGCAAUCGAACACACGCAUGUCAACGAACUCGCCACAACUGCGAGACAAUGCAGCGCAGCCUGCCCACAGCAACAGCGCCACGCCAGCACAACCCCAGCAGUCGCCUCAGAUGAUGGCCGCCAUACAGGCACAGGCGCGGCGAUCGCCUUUCCAAGCGCAGCAACAGCAACGUGCCAUGUCUCAACAAGGCCAGAGAGCCCAAAGCAGGACCCCCAACGCCGAUGCUUUGAGUCGUGCGUACCCACCACCUGGGGCUACUCAACCAAUCCAGCAAGCUGCGCCGCCGCCGAAUAAUGACCUGGUAGCCUCGUCAGCAUACAACGAUUAUGGUCGGUAUGUAGGCAACAAUGCAGCUGCAAACGAUGCCAGCCACCGCAUUGCAUAUGAGCCAUACUCGCAACAAGAGCGCACCACGGCAGCAACUACAUCGACGUCCUACCCUCCGUUUGAUAUGGGUCGAGGUGGCGCCACGACAAUGUCUAUGAACGCUGCCACCACCAUGGCCCCUACGUACAACAGCCAAGGAUCGACAGCCGGGCCAUGGUCUGACUCGAGUCGAUCUUCGCAACCACAUGACCGAGCGAGCGGGUUCGGCGGCUCGGGCUCUUACGGGCAGCCCACCACCGACUCGGCCUCUCUGAGCAACUUUGACAUGCGGGCCAACGCUCAGAACCGCGGGCGCGCAGGCUACGCCACCCAAACACAACCAGGCCACCAGCAGCAGCAGCAAGUAGGCAGCCAGGGGUCUUGGAGUUACUUUGGUGGAUCGGAGAAUAACUACGGAUCCGAUGGCUCAGGGUGGGUCUGA
This is a messenger RNA of Emericellopsis atlantica, 5262 nucleotides long. RefSeq lists its product as uncharacterized. The transcript has 5 exons. Bases 1 to 5262 code for a protein of 1753 amino acids. Lineage: Eukaryota; Fungi; Ascomycota; Sordariomycetes; Hypocreales; Bionectriaceae. Gene Ontology annotation, molecular function: damaged DNA binding; zinc ion binding; telomeric repeat DNA binding. Gene Ontology annotation, cellular component: Ku70:Ku80 complex; nucleus. Gene Ontology annotation, biological process: double-strand break repair via nonhomologous end joining; regulation of DNA-templated transcription; cellular response to X-ray. The record is from RefSeq and is a predicted model, not a curated record.